CGACCAGGGCGCACGGCGCGGGGUCGAGGGCGGCCCUGGGCCUCUCGUUGCCGCUCUCGCGGCGGCGGAGGAGAAGCCAGGAGGAGGUGCCCGCGCCGGCGGAGCUGCGGGAGGCCGAGCCCCCGGACGCGUCGGCGGCCAAGGCCGGGCCGAUGUCCGGACAUUGGCUCAACCACGGGGACUGGUUCGAGCUGUGCACCCUCCUCGGCCUGUCGCCGCCCGCCGCGCGGCGGCUCUUCGAGCUGCUGGGUGCGCCCUGGGGGGCGCUGAGCCUGCACGAGAUGGCCAAGGCUCUGGACGCGACGGUCGCCCCCAACGCGUCCCUGCCCGGCUUCAUCAUGAGAGUCAUCUCCGAGUACGGCUCUCUGCGCAGAGCAUUCGUCGCCUCAACCCUCAACAACGACAGGGUCAUGCGCCUGAGGGAGUUCAGGGGCCUGGCAGCCGCCGUUCACGUGAGCGAGGCGAACGCCGAGAGGCUCUGGCAGGUGUUCCAGGCGGGGCCGCCCGCCGCGGGCGCCGCGGCGGCGACCGCCGCGACGCCGGGGAUGUCCACGGCCGCCACGCCGUCGCACUGGCUAACAGCC
This is a messenger RNA of Prorocentrum cordatum, 584 nucleotides long. The record is from the annotation of a GenBank genome assembly. Lineage: Eukaryota; Dinophyceae; Prorocentrales; Prorocentraceae.